UUCUUAAUUGAAGAUGGUACUAUCUAAAAAAAUCCACAGCCGCCUCUCCCCUCCGCGGCCGCUAGGGUUCGCUACUUUGCUCAAUCGCUCUCCUCUCUGCCGCCCGCAGCUGUUUACCUUCCGGCGUCGGGCUCGUCGCCGUCUGAGCCCCACGGCACGAGCCCUUGUGCCCUCCCGGGUACUGCCGAAUGGCGCCGCCCUCCGGUCAUCAUCGGUACCUCGAGCGGGGAAACUCGACGUCGGCGUCCCGCCGCAUCAUCUCCGCCGAUCCUCAGUCUUUCGGCCCGCCGCCAGGAGAUGAUGGCAUCCAAAAUGCAUGAUAUGCUUUGUCAGUGUUCUCUCUGUUGAAGUCUCGUUUUGAUGCUCCACGUAUCCUCAUUUCAGUAGACUUCAUCAAGUCAUGGGCUGUGGCUUCAAUCCUCGGAUUGUUUGUUUGCAUGUGCCGUGCUGCUAUGAAGCAUUGUUCACCAAACAAUGUUUUGGGAAUUUCUUCCCGUAUCCAGCUCCUGUUCCCACCCGCAGAUGCUGCCUCCAAGCUUUUCAUUGGUGACACUGUAAUAUCUGGAAUAUGUGUUGCACUUGCCCUCUGUAUUGCUGUGCCAAGAGGUAGCAAGAACCGUUUCUUUAAUUACGCAUUUUUGCGAUACACUGUCAGCUUGACGACUGUAAUUAUCAUCAUAAUGAACUGGUUUCAAUCCACACAGGGUGGGGGCCAGCCUGCUCUACAAUACGUUGCUUCUCGCGUGAUUGGUUUUGUUGCUGUUCACUGUUUGUGGAAUGUAGAAGUAAAACAGGGUGACAACAAUCAGCCGAUGAGUGAAGUGUGGGACUCCAACAUGUAUGGAAUCAAAGUUCAUGGAUGGUUUCUUAACGUUGCCAACAAGGAUGGUGACGCAGGUGAUGAUGGUGACGGAGGUGAUGAUGAUGGUGAUGGAGGUGAGGAUGAUGGUUACAGAGGUGAGGAUGGUGACGGAGGUGAGGAUGAUGCUACAUUUGCCUCGGAGGAUUACGUUGAUGAAAUGGACUCAUGUGCACGUGGGGUACAAUUGUUGUCCAUUCGUGCAAAAUUCCGUAUCAUCGGUACCAAUGCUUAUGACUGGAACCAAUGUGCGCGCGUCUAUGCGGCGCAAAUUGGGGAAGUACAACAGGAAGGAAUGGAUUUGGUACUCACUGGACCAUAUAGGAUGCUACAGGCUUACAGCAUCUUUGGCUUGGAGGUUUUCUCAUAUGACAUUGAGGGGGCUUCUACCGAUGAUAAAGGGGUAUUGUACCGGUCGUAUCUACAAAGGCUGGGAUGUUACGGAGCCUGAUGAAGUUGAGGAAUUCACACAAACCAUCUAUGCAGGCCUUGGCCGCAAGAUGGAGAUCACAUACUUGGUGAUUCCGGAAGCCGUUGAGACCCAUUUUGAGGUCAGGUUGAACCUCAAAGACCUCGGUUCGAGAAGCCAUGAUGUGUAUGGUAGCAUCAAGGCAAGUGCCAUUGACUAUGGUGGCAAAAGUGUCCCUCUCUUCAGUUAUGAACGAGGGAGUAGCUUGUCCCUGCCCUGGGGCUCCACGAGCAUUCUUCCACUGGGACCACACAUGAUUGCAUUGCCAUUUCGUCAAGAAUUCAAACUCCACGUAGAGGUGGACCUAAGAGUAAUCACAACCUGUGACAGCCUAGAAGAGGAUAAGAAUUUGAAAUUCUGUCUAGACUACAGUCGGAGAAUUAUGAGUGAAGAACGUCGAGAGCCUUACCUAAGAAUUAGGAGUCAAAAAAGAGAGGUCGAUGGUGAUGAAGUUGAAGUGGACGUCAUCUGGCACCUGGAUAGAGUCAUGUAGAGAAGGAUCUAGAAGAAAAAAAAGUGGAUGUGCCAUAUCUGGAACUUUGUGUAUGUUUGCCAGAUCAUAUUAUUAUCUAUUUUCUUAUGUUUGAUCUAUUCAUGCCGUUUUAUUUGAACUGAAGUAUUCAUGUUGGGUGAGUGGGAACAAGAAUAAUAGAAAAGUGUCUUUCGUA
This is a messenger RNA of Panicum virgatum (switchgrass), 1996 nucleotides long. RefSeq lists its product as uncharacterized. NCBI's taxonomy places the organism in Eukaryota, Viridiplantae, Streptophyta, Magnoliopsida, Poales, Poaceae. Gene Ontology annotation, cellular component: membrane. Gene Ontology annotation, molecular function: aspartic endopeptidase activity, intramembrane cleaving. Bases 438 to 1310 code for a protein of 290 amino acids. The record is from RefSeq and is a predicted model, not a curated record. The transcript is spliced from 9 exons.